Messenger RNA from Ixodes scapularis (black-legged tick), 5144 nucleotides. RefSeq names its product zinc finger protein 525. The coding region runs from base 295 to 1107 and encodes 270 amino acids. Lineage: Eukaryota; Metazoa; Arthropoda; Arachnida; Ixodida; Ixodidae. The record is from RefSeq and is a predicted model, not a curated record. Gene Ontology annotation, molecular function: RNA polymerase II cis-regulatory region sequence-specific DNA binding; DNA-binding transcription activator activity, RNA polymerase II-specific. The transcript has 3 exons. Gene Ontology annotation, biological process: regulation of transcription by RNA polymerase II. Gene Ontology annotation, cellular component: nucleus.
AUAUAUUUGCGUACAAAUGGCAGCGGCCUGUUGGGGAGAAGGACGCUUGCUUGGGGAUCGCUUCGGAGUGCAGACCGGAACGCUGGAACCCUGGUUUACCGUUCUAAGCCCCUCUACCUCGUUGACUGCUUGUAACGUUUCUAACAGGUGACGCAAGCCACGAGGCCCUUGGAGACUUUCUGUCCGUGAAGCUUCUCGACUUCAACAUCAACGAAGAGGCACCUCAAGUGAUCCCCUGAGUCCUUCAUGAUCUUACGACACUCUUUACGAACCUGACUGCUGGCAGCAAUUCAUAUGGAGCUGAUGCCGUCCUCGUGUCAUAGUGAUGGAGCAGCACCAUUGGGAGAGUCCUGCUGCGCACUGAAAGCCACUGAGGACAUCUGGUUUAUAUGCUGUUUCUGCCCCUAUAUCACCAAAGAUCAGCAUGCAAUCGUGAGCCACCUGGUUACCCACGACGAUGAAGAGUUCAACUGCCAGCAUCCUCCCAUGUCCUCUGACUCCAGGCCCAAAGUGCAUAGUAACACUCAGCACACAGGUGAUAAGUUGUUAGAGUGCAACCUGUAUCCUCAUGCCUUUGCUCAGAAAAACAAUCCGAUUGACCUCAUUCCAAUAGGCACAGCUAAAAAGCCAUACAAGUGCAAGCUGUGUCCGCAAGCCUUUACUCUGUAUUGUGAUCUGGUAAGCCAUAAUCAAACACACAAGGGGGAAAAACCUUACAAGUGCAAGCUGUGCCCCCAAGCCUUUGCUCGGAAUGGUAAUCUGGUAAGCCAUAAUCGGACACACACUGGGGAGAAACCUUUCAAGUGCAAGCUGUGCCCCCGAGCCUUCGCUCGGAAUUCCUUUUUGAGGGUCCAUAAUCGAACACACACUGGUGAAAAACCUUAUAAGUGCAAGCUGUGUCCCAAAGCCUUCUCUCAGAAUUGCCAUCUGACAUACCAUAGUCGAACACACAGUGGUGAAAAACCUUACAAGUGCAAGGAGUGCCUCCGAGCUUUUGUUGACAAUAGCAAUUUGCUACGCCAUAAACGAACACAUGAUUGUGAGAAACCUGAAGUACAAGCUGUGUUCCCAAGCCUUUGUGUGGAAUUACCAGAUGACCGGCAGUGAUCGAGCACACAAGUGAAAAACCUAAAGUGCAAGCUGGGUAAUACUUUUGCUCUUGGUUCAAGUUCCUUUCCACUUGCUCGAGAUGUGCUCCUUUGAAGUGUGGCUUAAUGAGUUUGUAAAAAUGCCUUAGUGUUUUAUUACUUACUCCUAUCUAUGUAGAUGUAACCUUGCAAAAAAAACAUGUGACUAGAACUUGGUUUUACUGUUUUGCUAUAGAAAGAAAAAGGCUGGCAGUUUCAACUUUCAGACUUGUUUCUAUCAGCUGUUGCAGGUCUUGCUACUGAAGUGUGUGUGGACUUUAGAGUCAUCUUUUUAGAGGUUUAUAUUUUGACGUCCUGUACCAUGCUAUUAUCUCAAUUUAGCAGUUAGCUUAGCGUGUAUGCAUCACAGCACUUUAAACACCCCCUCUCCUCAGCAGGUUUUGCAAUAAAGUGACAUUUUACCAAUUUUUAAUAUAGCUUGAGAUGCCUUUUCAUGACUGCAUUGAUGAAUGGUGCAGUGAACGUGGAACUGACGUUAAAAUGCUCAAAGUAUCUUCGCCUUCCAUUUCUGCACUGGGAUCUCUGUUACCAUGCGUCGCACGACGAACCAAAUCGCUGUUUUUGUCCGCGGAUCGUGUACCACGUGACCGUCACACCAUUGAUUCCUACGAUCAGCGCCUCGUCCGCGGACGUGCUGACUGAUAAAGUUGAGCUCCUUUUCACUCGCAGAUUUUAGGCAGGAGAUUGACUUGAAAAGCGUUUAUUCUGGAAACGGUGUAAUGUUUUCUAGGUAUUUUUGUUUUGGACGGUCAAACAAAAGUGACGCAUCGUUGUUUUGUCUGUUCACUGGUUCGUUUUGUCGCACGAUUCUUGAUUCCACGCGUGAAAGAAACUUCAGAAACUUCCGGCUGGUGCGAUGCAGGUUCUGGUACUCCUCUGGGGCUGUGUCAAGAAGCUCCCGUCAAAACUCGUUUAGCACGCCGCAACAGUUGCACGUCCAAUCAGGCUCACCAAGCGAGACAUUUCUUGUGGCUGUAGUGUACUUGAGUGAUCAGGACCGUAUAUUGGGAGAGUCUGGCCAGUGGAUGUAACGACGAAGGUGCGGGAGAAAAGAAAAGUGAAGGAAAGGGAGGAGAGCGCCAAAAAGGCAAGAGAGAAAGAAGGGAGCAGGGACGGACCGCCAUUUUGAUGCAACGCUGUCGGCGCAGAGCACUGUUGAGGCCGUGCUCCGUCUGCUACAGGCCGACUUCUUUUUCACCUGAAUAAAAGUUUGUAGCUAGUUGUGUAAAAAAACUUAAUUUCUUAGCCUUUUAACCCAUCGAGGAUUAUCAGCAUAUCAUUUUCUUGCCAGAGCCAGCGUUAUAAAAGUAAAUAACUGCCGAUCCCAUGCAUUGCAUUCCACCGGGCGAGUGAAUGAAAAUGGCGGCCCUCCCUGCUCAGCUGGGAGCUGCCAACAUUACCUAGACAGCUUUCAAGUGUGCGCGUCACGUGACAAGACGUCACGUCCGAGAGGUCGGCACGGGCGCUGGUUGGAUGUGAGUGUCGCGUCAGCGCGUGAGACUAUAGCCUCGUUUACAUGAAAGCGACUUCAGCGCAUCAACUCCACUCAUUCUUCGAACGAAGCCGACGCAGUAAUGUUUACAUGAAUGCGCACCAACCCCUACACCAGGGGUUCCCAAACUGGGUUCCGGGGAAUACAGGGGUUCCUCGAGGUGGUCUCAUGGGUUCCGCGAACACCCAAAUUGCAAUCCCCCCCCCAUGCCGCAGACUGCCCGGCAGGACCAUGCAAAGCACCUUCAUCUCACUUUGUACUGACAUUGUGAUUGAUAUGAUGGGGAUAUAUGGGAAGCAACACAAGCAAAAUUGCCUGCAAUUGUGCAUCUGUUGCUUCUCGGUCGGAAAAUAUGGAGGGGGGAGGGGGUUCUGCGGCAGUUUUUGAGGCUUCCUGGGGUUUUGUGAGGCCAAAAAGUUUGAGAACCCCUGCCCUACACGAAGGUGGCGCCACACCGUGUCAAAGCUCGAAGUUACGCACUUCCGGCACCAGCCGCACCACGUUUGACGGGGCAUCGCACGUGGAGGCCUUUCGACGUGUUCAGUGUACGUAAAGAUUGUGCCCGCUGUCUUCGGUGCUGUGGAAGAAGUUACGAGACCGAAGAAACAUCAAAACUUAAGCGUUUAGGGCUCCAGGCCGGGCCGCCGGGUCACUCUGGACCAGAGGCGACGUGUGUGCGCACGCUUUGAGGAAGCCUCCGCACUUCGCCGCGCCAGACCUCACCGAUCGCGACCGGACCAACCGGACCCCGAGUCCGAAAGGCUCUUGCGCAGCCAGGAACGGCACAGAGGUAGGAGCUGCUCGUUCUGCACUACCAUGCAGUGCUCUACAGUGCUCAAAGCUCUCGGUGUUGUUUGUGCUUGCGCCGAUGCCUUUGGGACCCCUUUGGACGUGCAAGUCCUACUUCGCACGGCUUGGACGGGGUCCGCCCUCACCGAGCAGCUUUCCUUUAUUCCGCUUACUUAUGGUGGCAAUAAAAGCUCGCGUUUGUUCUCGGGAAAAAAUUGCAGGCGACCAUACGGGACAUACGGGACCGCUCAUCGUGCCGCCGCCAUGUUCUCAGCUGUUCACUCGCUCCCGCAGCGAGCGCCUUCCCAUAAUCGUCCCCGUUCCAAAAUGCGAUGCGACCUCCAUUUACACGGGCUGAAUGAAUGCGCACUCGCCAUCUUGAUCCACCUUUGUCUAGCGACUUGAAUGCGAUGCAUUUUCUUUGCGCAUAAUGCCGUUUACAUGACCGCAUUGAAAAAAGAUUGGAUGCGACUAAGUCUCAUUCAUGUAAACGCGGCUUAUGAAAGGAAACAAGCUCCACGCAAACACUGACACGGCACUCGCAUAGAAUCAGCGCCCGUGCAGGCCUCGCGGACGUGACAUCAUGUCGCGUGACGCUCGGGGGUUUUUGUCUAGGAGGUGUUGAGCAGCUGGGAGUUUAUGCACAUGCGCUCACGCCUCUCGCUCUGCGCCGUGGGCUGAAUGGCUCACUCGGGAGGGGGGCAUUACGGCGGCGAGAUGGCCAAAUUCCCCAUAUACGGCUCUGUGAGUGAUCUGCAGAAGCGGGGAGUCCGUAAAGGCAUGUCCAAACGCCCCUCCACGAGCCCAGAACUUCGUUGCUUCUAUGCUGAACCCUUCUUGAGCAGGACCCUGCCUGUGUUACUGUCAUGCGUUGGGUUAGUAAAGCUAGUGGUGCUUCGUGCAAAGCCUAUCAAGGUGUUUUGUCUCUAUCUGUACAUAACAGCAGUGUAUGAUUCUUUAUCACAGUAGCAAACGUUGAUUUCUCUUGGAUGGCGGUGCCACGAUGCGAUGCUGGAGUUUUGCAGCACUGUGGUGUGGAGAACAGGUUCAGUUCUUCCUCGCUGGCUUCUGCUUGUCGUCUCCCUCGUGUGGAUGCGCUUGGGAGACGGACGAACCGCGGACAUGGUCAACAUGUGAUCAAUCCAUCCGCGGAUCAGUCCGUCAUGUGAAUCGGCUAUAAACAACACCCAGCUUUGAGACAUCACUUUGGUGUUUAGGUGUUCAUAAUAUGGUUAUAAUAUUUUGUUGCUUUGUGUUCUUGUUGAGUGUUUCUGUAUCGCCUGGCCAUCUGCAUCAGAGUUCUCAGACAUAAGGGUGUCAUUGUACACCAAGCUAUGCCUUCUGUUUAUUUUUUUGUGUAAUGCUGGAUAGUACUUUAGUUCUAUAUUUUCCUAAUGGCAAACAUUCUGUUUGCCAUUAGGAACUGAAUGAAAUGGGACAGAUCAUCAGUCUCAAGGAAUACAAAUUGAGCCAUGGUUAUGCUUGCGUUACAGAGCCCUUUGAAUGGUUGUUCAAUGUAUGUUUAUUUUUGUGUUGUGUAAUACAUUUGUAAACAUUGCUUCAUUGCAGUUGUUUCUUUUUUUUUUUUUUUUUACUAUUGUUUCGUUUGUUUUAAGCAAAAUCUGCGAAUGAUAAUAUUUUAAUCAGAUCUGCAAAUGAUAAUAUUGUAACCAGACAUCUAUUUCUCCGAAAUAAAGGAUGAAAUUUCAAGCUUG